AGGAGUUGUGGCAGAAGAAGCAGUGAUGAACCUGCAACCUUGCGUCCACUGGAGAAGCGUGUCGCCUUGCCAGUGUGAGUCAACAAGGUGUUUGUGUUGAGGGCUGUUUUCAUUCCUGACCAAUUAACAUGUAUACCAGUUGGUGUCCCAAAACAUUGAAUCAUUGAAGUUCCUUUGCCAUGUCAUUCCCAAAACACUUUUCCUCAUGAAAUCAUCACUCCUUUCCGGUCAUCUCCGUAAAAAGGUGUGUGAUGUCAAACGCUAAGGUAACCAAGGUGAAAGCCUGAAUGUCGUGGUGGACGUGUUGGGUUCGUGUUUCUGCUUCAUACAUUUAAUCAUCGUUUGACGACUAUAAAGCUAAGACGUGAUGUGCUGGAUCACAAGAACCUCCGCGUCAGCCAUGGACACAGUUAUUCUCUUCCUGUCGUUGGCGUCUCUGGCCAGCGUCUCCUCUCAGCCGAUUGCGGACAGCCAGCGUCUCUUCUCCAUCGCCGUGAGCCGAGUGCAGCAUCUCCACCUGCUGGCCCAGAGACUCUUCUCAGACUUUGAGACUUCUCUGCAGAUGGAGGAACAGCGUCAACUCAAUAAAAUCUUCCUGCAGGAUUUCUGCAACUCGGAUUACAUCGUCAGUCCCAUCGACAAGCACGAAACCCAACGAAGCUCGGUCCUGAAGCUGCUGUCCAUCUCCUAUCGAUUGGUGGAAUCCUGGGAAUUUCCCAGCCGUUCCCUCUCUGGUGGUUCUGCUCCCAGAAACCAGAUAUCUUCAAAACUUUCAGAACUGAAGAUGGGAAUCCUCCUGCUGAUCAGGGCCAAUCAGGAUGGAGCUGAGAUGUUGGCUGACAGCUCCGCCCUCCAGCUGGCGCCGUAUGGGAACUAUUACCAAAGCGUCGGAGAUGAUGAGUCGUUGAGACGAACGUAUGAACUGCUGGCAUGCUUCAAGAAGGACAUGCACAAGGUGGAGACUUACCUGACGGUGGCUAAAUGUCGACUCUCGCCAGAGGCCAACUGUACCCUGUAGCCGUGGCUUCUCAAGCUAGCACGUUAGCAUCAGUACCAGCCUUUGUUGUUCACUCGUUUCUUUUUCCUGAAGCCAGCAUGAUGAUGUCACCUGUCAGCUGUUCAAAUAAAGUUCUUUGCUGUGUGA
This is a messenger RNA of Doryrhamphus excisus (bluestripe pipefish), 1144 nucleotides long. It is a transcript of the gene gh1, whose product is annotated as growth hormone 1. Gene Ontology annotation, cellular component: extracellular region. The record is from RefSeq and is a predicted model, not a curated record. Gene Ontology annotation, molecular function: growth hormone activity; growth hormone receptor binding. Gene Ontology annotation, biological process: positive regulation of growth; positive regulation of receptor signaling pathway via JAK-STAT; animal organ development. NCBI's taxonomy places the organism in Eukaryota, Metazoa, Chordata, Actinopteri, Syngnathiformes, Syngnathidae.